GGAUGGGCUGGCGCCGCGCACGGGCGGGCCGGGGGCCGCUGGGGCGGGCGCGCUGCGGGGCCCAGAUCGGCCCGUGGGAGAGGCGAUGGUCGUGGCGCUGUCUCCGCAGGGAGCGUGCUGGACCAGAGCCUGGAGAGCCUCCUGCACCGCCUGCGCGGGCUGUGCGACAACAUGGAGCCCGAGACCUUCCUGGACCACGAGAUGGUGUUCCUGCUGAAGGGGCAGCAGGCCAGCCCCUUCGUGCUGCGCGCCCGGCGCUCCAUGGACAAGAGCGGGAUGCCCUGGCACCUGCGCUACCUGGGACAGCCCGAAAUAGGCGACAAGAACCGCCACGCGCUGGUGCGCAACUGCGUGGACAUCGCCACGUCCGACAACCUGACGGACUUCCUGGUGGAGAUGGGCUUCCGCAUGGACCACGAGUUCGUGGCCAAAGGGCACGUGUUCCGCAAGGGCAUCAUGAAGAUCGUGGUGUACAAGAUAUUCCGCAUACUGAUGCCAGGAAACACGGAGAGCAUUGAGCCGCUCUCCCUCUCCUACUUGGUGGAGCUCAACGUAGUCGCACCAGCAGGGCAGGACAUUGUUUCUGAUGACAUGAGGAACUUUGCUGAGCAGCUGAAGCCUCUAGUACACCUGGAGAAAAUUGACCCCAAAAGACUGAUGUGAUUGAAAAUCUGGGCCAUUAAGGCACUAGUUUUGUGUUUCAGAAAAGGAUGUUUUUCUAAAAAGUUUUUGUGGGCAAAUCAAAACAGGGAGAAGGGAAUAAAGUACUAUGUAUCAUUUUUCACAGUUGCAA
Messenger RNA from Pyrgilauda ruficollis (rufous-necked snowfinch), 793 nucleotides. RefSeq names its product mediator complex subunit 18 (gene MED18). The transcript has a single exon. The annotation marks the transcript as partial. The record is from RefSeq and is a predicted model, not a curated record. Gene Ontology annotation, biological process: termination of RNA polymerase II transcription; regulation of transcription by RNA polymerase II. Gene Ontology annotation, cellular component: core mediator complex; mediator complex. Gene Ontology annotation, molecular function: transcription coregulator activity. NCBI's taxonomy places the organism in Eukaryota, Metazoa, Chordata, Aves, Passeriformes, Passeridae.